Messenger RNA from Letharia lupina, 3084 nucleotides. RefSeq lists its product as uncharacterized. The coding region runs from base 1 to 3084 and encodes 1027 amino acids. Gene Ontology annotation, biological process: phosphatidylinositol dephosphorylation. NCBI's taxonomy places the organism in Eukaryota, Fungi, Ascomycota, Lecanoromycetes, Lecanorales, Parmeliaceae. The transcript has 5 exons. The record is from RefSeq and is a predicted model, not a curated record. Gene Ontology annotation, molecular function: phosphatidylinositol-4,5-bisphosphate 5-phosphatase activity; protein binding.
AUGGGCUCGCAGUCGCCGCGAACAGCUCCAGUCCCCCCCAAGAGAGUUCAACCUCACACAACGGAAUCUUUCCUCCAGCUUUCGAUGGCAGGAGGUGAAGUUGAUUUUAUGGACACCCAACCCGCUCUCAAAAGCAUUAAUGAUGACCCCAUUGGAGCUAUAAAGAGGAAUCUCCCACCGCCUGUAAAUCGUGCAGAAAAACCUAAAAUACCCACGAAACCAGUCUUGGUGGCCGGGAAGAUCAAUCUUGAGCCGCUCGUUCCAGCAGCUGACGAAAAGGUAUCCCCGUUCAGCACACCACCAAGCAGCGACGAGAGCGUAGAACCGGAUACUAACAAGCUCGACCGGCAUAGAGCUUCGCGGAUCGAAGGAAGAGGCACACAGGGAAGACGGGUUGCUCCAGAAUUUGCCUUCCAGUCUCUACAUGGAACGCAGCGUCCUAGCGAUCGAGUGGUAGCUCAGAAGUCCCAAGGUUCCGAUGCUCGAAAACUUGGAUUUACACAAGGUAUUAUUUCACACCAUGCUAUGGCGGAUAAUCCACCGGGACUUCCGCCUCGCAGGGCGCAAGACCAGCGAAGAUCGAUGCAAGAACUCGAUGUCCCAAACAGUAAACAAGCCAACCUGACGACACCAUUUGCGCCAAAAUCCGUACCUCGUAAUAGCACAACACAAUUGCAACGUACACUUACUUCGCCACCAGAUUUCUUACCUCCACCCAAGGGAGCCUCGACAUUCAAGACUUCUAACAUAACACAUGCCGAAAUAUCACAUCCCCCACACACAGUUGACCAUGAAAAGCAAGUGACAUCGUACCUCACAAUCGAUAUCCCAGAAAUUCAGGAGUCAGAGACGGCCAGCUAUGCCGUGCCAGCGUCGGACUAUCCGGAAGCAGCGAACUCAAAUAGACGGCACCCAUACCUAAAAAGCAGCACACGAGCAAUCGAGACGCAUUAUGAUACCAGACUUAUUGAUGCUUGCGGUCAGUAUGUGUGCACAACAGGCCAUCUCACGAGGGCCUGGGAUUCGACCACUGGAGAACUGAUUCUCAGUCUUGGUCAUGGCGAGAAGGAAAUACGAGUGACAGCUCUGGCUUUCAAACCAGGGACAAAUGCCCGUGAAGAGGGCUCUCGUCUCUGGCUGGGAACCAAUAAUGGAGACAUACAAGAAGUCGAUAUUGCAACACAAAGUUUUAUUUAUACAAAGUCCGGUGUACAUGACAGGCGGGAGAUCAUAAAGAUUUAUCGCCACCAGAGCUCCAUGUGGACUUUAGAUGACGGUGGAAAGCUUUGUGUCUGGCUGGGGGACGAAGCAGGUUUGCCAGACCUCCAGCGCAGCCCCUUCUCUCACAAAGUACCCAAGGGUCAUACUUUCUCUAUAACCAUACAGGACACUUUGUGGAUAGCCACGGGGAAAUAUAUCAGGAUCUUCCGGCCCAAUGCCAGCGAAAGCGCAGCGUUCUCAAUAAUCCAGGACCCUCUCACUCAACCUGGCGUUGGAACUGUCACUUCUGGCGCAGUCAUUGGCGGUCAACUCGACCGCGUCUAUUUUGGUCAUGCGGACGGCAAAGUCACAAUAUAUUCGACCACCGACUUUACUUGCUUGGGUCUUGUUAGUAUUAGUGUCUAUAAGAUCAGUUCUUUAGUUGGCGCUGGUUUCCAUCUUUGGGCUGGCUACAAUACAGGCAUGCUUUAUGUUUACGACACAAGAACACGACCUUGGACUACGAGAAAAGAUUGGCCUGCUCAUGGUGGCCCGAUUCUUAACAUAUUGGUUGAUCGGAGUAGUUUAUGGAAGGACGGAGUUCUCCGAGUCGUAUCGCUUGGCGCAGACAAUGUUGUACGAUUUUGGGACGGGACUUUGGAAGACGACUGGCUUGUUAACGACAUGCAAGACCGUGACGUUGAGUAUUGUUCAUUUCGGGAGAUAACGGCGCUUGUGGUGACUUGGAAUGCCGGUGCUUCAACCCCGGCGCACUUUCGCUACGAGGAGAACGAGCCUCAGUUCUUCCGGGAUGUCCUUCAAGAGGGUAAGCCGCCUGACUUGUUAGUAUUUGGCUUCCAGGAGCUCAUAGAUCUGGAGGACAAAAAGCUCACUGCAAAGACCCUAUUCAAGGCGAACAGGAAGAAGGAUCCUUCGGAGCAGGAACACAUGAGCCGGCAGUACAGAGCAUGGCGCGACUAUCUUGUCAGAUGCAUUGAGGAUGGCAUGCCGUCCAAUGAGCCGUACCAUCUUCUGCAUACUGCUAGUAUGGUUGGACUUUUUAGUUGUGUUUUCAUCAAAGCUUCCCAGCGUCAUCAAGUCCGCGACAUCAAUGCUGCUGAGAUCAAACGUGGGAUGGGCGGUCUACAUGGCAACAAGGGUGCCCUUCUCCUACGCUUUAUUCUCGACGACAGCUCCCUGUGCUUAGUUAACUGUCAUCUUGCUGCAGGCCAGACACAGACUGUCCACCGCAACAACGAUCUUACAGCAAUACUGGAAUCGAUGGUACUGCCGCCGAUUCAUACCUCGACACGCACUGAAACUUUGACUGGGGGCGGAGACGGCUCCAUGAUCCUCGAUAAUGAAAUUUGCAUACUGAAUGGGGAUUUAAACUACCGAAUUGAUACCAUGGGACGUGACACAGUUGUGAAGGCAGUCAAUGCCAGGAACUUCUCGAAGCUGCUAGAGAGAGAUCAGCUUCUUGUGUCGCGCAGGAGAAACCCAGGAUUUCGAGUACGGGCGUUUAAAGAGUUUCCGAUCGCUUUCGCUCCAACGUACAAAUAUGAUGUUGGUUCUGAUCGAUAUGAUACAAGCGAGAAGCGUCGAGCACCGGCUUGGUGCGACCGUAUCCUCUAUCGUGGUGCUGGAAAGAUCAAACAAUUGGACUACCGACGCCAUGAACUACGCGUUUCCGACCAUCGCCCAGUAAGCGGGCUCUUCAAGAUGCGCAUCAAGACAAUCUCAGAGAACAAGCGGGCAGAGGUAUGGAGGGAGUCAGGGAUUAGAUUUUCAAAGGCCAAAGAAAAACUCGCGAAAGAAGCCAAGGUUGAGUACCUCCGUGAUGUUCUUGGAGUUCCACCUGCAGAAGCCAUGCGUCUUGUGUGA